ACCCACAACAACACCCACACCUGCACCAACAACAAUGCCAGAACCAACAACAACCACCACAAUAGUUCCUACAACAACACCCACACCCGCACCAACGACAAUGCCAGAACCCACAACAACCACCACAAUAAAUCCUCCAACACCUGCAGCCACAACACCAGAACCCACAACAACACCUGCACCCACGACAACACCUGAACCCACAACAACCCCUACAAUAACUGAAACAACUCUUACAACAACACAAACAACCCUUACAGAAGCACCUAUAAUGACUCCUACAACUACCAUGAUAACAUUGAAAGCACCAACUAUUUUACCACUGAGCAAAAUUCCUCUUCAGUUUUCUCUUCAAGUUGACAGUCUAGCACCAUCUUGUGUUGAGGGUCAAUAUCUGCCACUGUUCUUCUACCCAACACCUCAACAUGGAGAACUCUUGCAGGCUCGUGUAAAUCAUCAGUUUGAGUUCAGAGUGAAGGCUGUUGCAUCUUUUUCAAGAAUUAUUGAUGUCAUCAUUAGUGGACCAUUAAACAGCACAAAGACCAAAACUACCACUGGGGAGUAUGUGAUUAACUGGACACCAACUCAAGAAAACUAUGGUCAACACUUUCCAUUUUGCUUCAUUGCAGAAGGACAAUACAUGUCUGAUAUUUACCAGUCUGAGAUGAGGUGUGUUGUUGCAGAGGUCAUUAGUGAAGAACCCGUGGCACAUGUAACCUGCUCAGCAAACUCAAUGUCAGUCACAAUAGUGAGAUCUUCCAUCCAAAACCUCAGGGGUGACCAACUGAGACUGAUAGAUCCGUCUUGCCAGCUUUACUCCAACAGUACUGAUGUGUACGCCAGCACACCUCUUGAUGGAUGUGGCACUACGUUAGAGGUGACAGACAACGAACUCAUCUUUAAGAAUAAAGUCACCACAUUUGCCGAUCCCCAGGACAUUAAAAUCAGAAAUAACAACAUAGAAAUUGAAAUUAUGUGCGUGUACCAGAAAAACGCAGACGUUUCACAGGAGUUUGAUAUUCACAAGUCUCCAAUCAAAGUCUCAGAAAAGAGUUAUGGCACAAUGAACUAUCACUUUGAGUUUUACCCAUCUAACAGUUUCCAAAACAUGACUGAUCCAAGUGCCUUCCCUCUUGAGUAUAAUGUGGGAGAUAUGAUCUACAUGAAGAUCGAGCCUGACUAUCCAGUCCCAAACACUGAGCUGUUUCUUGAGUCCUGUAUGGCUACGCCUUUUGAUACUCCCAAUUACCCGGUCUCCUAUCCCAUCAUCACCAAUGGAUGCAAGAUGGAUGAAACGGUUCACUUUUUCUCAAGUCACACACCAUACGUUGAGUUUGAAAUAGCGGCUUUCAAAUUCACUGGGUUUCAAGACCAGGUGUUCAUCAGCUGCUCCAUCGUCGUAUGUGAGGUAGGCGUUCCCAACACUCGCUGCUCUCAAGGCUGCAUCAACAGCACCGUUGCCCCACCUUCACACAACAUUAACAAAAGAGACGCACCCCUCCAGACCAGCAAUCACAUCAUCUCCCAGGGACCCAUACGGCUGAGGAGGAGCCCAUCACAGGUGACUGUGAAUCUGGGAUUGAAUGUAAACCUUGCUGUCGUUGCUGGGUGUAUGGUGGCCAUUACUGCUAUAAUUUGCGCUGUGAUCGUCUACACAUCCAAGAUGCCCAGGAUCAGAAGCAAGUCCUUGCCAUCACACGACUUUUGAAUGCGUCAGCGUUUUUUCCAAAGCAUGAUGCAAUAUUUUACUGUGAAAACACUAUCUCUAAGCUUCUUGGUGAAAAUUAGUUUUGGUCAAUCUUGCCUUUGUAUUCAUUUAUAUGUUUUCUGACCUUAAAAUAGGCUUUGAGAAAUCAUGGGCUUUAUAUGCUAAUGUGUGACAAACACACACAGGGUUUGUUGUAGUUUUCAGGAGCUCUGUGUAAAUACCUACAUACUACAUACACAUGAGAGAAAAGACGAACAUUUAUAGAAGUAAAAAAAACAUACUGUAAAGUAAAAUUCUGUAUUAUAGACGUGUAAAAUUGUACAAAAAAAAAGUUGUAUAUGCUUAAAAUAAAAAAAUGUGUGUUGUAUCUGCAGCACAAACACGAUAAACAGUACUGUAUUAGGAUGAGCAUAAAAGCAGGUAUACAUGUUUUAAAGAAUUGUACUUACAAAGUAUAAAAGAGUACCUCCUGAAAUGUAAAAGUACUAAUAUUGACCCUUUACAGACGGUACAAAUGUGUACUUUUUGAAAGUAAGCCAUCAGUGACGCCUUUAAAACCUGUAUUUCUAAGAAUGUAUGGCUCCACUGUAUUUUGCAUUGGCAAGACAUAUUUAACGCAUUUAAACUAUUUAAAUGUAGGAAGACUUUAGGGUGAGUAAAUGGUGACCUACUUUAAUCUUAGACUUUCGUCAUUUGAUCAACAGUUCUGAAAUCUGCUUUGUGGAAUGUGAAUUUUCUCCUUAUUGGAAUGUGUUUAUCUCUACACUUUACAGCUUUUAUUUUAUAUCUUUAUAUGCAGUUUAAAAGUGGCCAGUGUUUUAAAUUGAGUUGUUAUGUGGCAUUUCUACAUUUGAUGGCAUGUGGAAAGAAGUGGAAAGUCAUUAAAGAUGAGUUUAAAACAUGAAACCA
This is a messenger RNA of Danio rerio (zebrafish), 2617 nucleotides long. The record is from RefSeq and is a predicted model, not a curated record. Lineage: Eukaryota; Metazoa; Chordata; Actinopteri; Cypriniformes; Danionidae.